Molecule: messenger RNA, 1197 nt
Organism: Peronospora farinosa
Lineage: Eukaryota; Oomycota; Peronosporomycetes; Peronosporales; Peronosporaceae
Source: the annotation of a GenBank genome assembly
AUGGGUUUGCUUUUUUUGGUGAUCCUGACUUUGUUCUUGCCGAGCUGUGCUGGUGCAAACCUUCGCAAGUUAGGCGUUGAGGCGGCUGCAAUGAACAACUCUCGCGCACUGUCGGCUGUCUCCAGACAUCUUACCAAUGUCAAGAUCUAUCCUAUAGAGAUGUUUGAAAAUGCAGCAUCAACUGAAGUCCAAGCAGCGAUACAGAAACUUGAAAAAGCAAAUAUACGCCCAACUCUCAACAAAGUUGAAUCACUUAAAACUAAAGAAAUGUCACCAGCUCCAGUCACAUUUCCCGAAAAAGUUGAAUUACGUCUACGUGAAUUUGACAAUUUGGCACCACACAAACCACGAGAAGUAAUCGUGGACGAGAAGAAGUUGAUAUUGAAACUGGAUCCGAUUCGGAAGCGAAUGGAAAAUUAUCCUCAUGAUAAAUUGAGCGUAGAUGGGCUAUCAAGAUUACUGGAAUUGGAGAUCGAAAGAGGACGUCGCUGGGACAGUGGCCAAAUCUUACACAAACAAUCUGGAACUGGAAUGGCGCUAGAAAGAACCGAAGAAGAGAAAGAGGUGAUCAGAAGAAGAGGAGGCGCGGCUCCUCUUAUGCAUUCUUCUAUUGGCAGAGACGGACAAAUGAUUAACAAGUUUGGUGAGAAAGUGAUGUCAUUUUGUGUUACUAUACGUCACAAGGACGGGGGACCUUUUGUGAGACGGGUAGAAGGUAAACAAGGUUAUCAUUAUGCCAAUAAAGAGGAUGUCGAAAUGGUCAUCAUAUCGAGCUCGAACCAAGCCAAGUCCAACUGGAUCACUGUAAAGGGAGGCCGAAAUAUAGGUGAACAGCCAGAACAAGCGGCAUUACGCGAGACACUGGAAGAAUGUGGACCAAAGAAACCAGGUGACAAAGUAGAAAUGAGUCGGUGGGAGACUUGGGUCAUGGAUGGGGGCGAAGGUCAGGGCAUACAAUACGGAAAAAAAGAGGGUGAAGCAGUGGGCAAAGCGUAUGAAAUGUUUUCUGAGGACGGACGUUUGCGCGGGUUGUUUGCUUUCGACGAUGCAGUUGCGUUGAUAAAACACAGUGAUCCCGUAAUGGCUGCAAAUCUGCAGAGAGUAGAGAGACUUUUUGGUACUCAACAACGGCCUAAGGACGCGAAGCUUGCCAAGCUGAAGCUGAAGAUGCCUGAAGAAACGAAGCCGGAGGUUUAA